This is a messenger RNA of Aspergillus niger, 294 nucleotides long. RefSeq lists its product as hypothetical. Bases 1 to 294 code for a protein of 97 amino acids. The record is from RefSeq and is a predicted model, not a curated record. NCBI's taxonomy places the organism in Eukaryota, Fungi, Ascomycota, Eurotiomycetes, Eurotiales, Aspergillaceae. The transcript has 2 exons.
AUGGCAAUGUUUGUGAAACGUGCCCGUAGCUGCUGCUGCUGUUACGACGGGGAUGCCGAUAGGGAAGACGGAAGUGUGUCGCCGUUGUGGUUACAGUCGUUGGUGGGCGAGCAGAAGCGCGAUGAGACGAAAGCGGCCCGGAGUCACGGGCUCUCCGUUCCCCCCACCAGUUGGCCAGCCAUAAGAGUCAUGCCUAAUGAAAUCUGUUUGACAGAUCGAUGGUUUCAGAUGGUGGUUAAACCACCAAAUUCAUCCUCAUUCCCAGUCAAGUGUCGCAGAUUCCACUGGCAAUGA